AUGGGUACGGCCACUACCCCCACCCAAAGGUGGUAUCAUUGGUAUUCUCCGGACGAUACGCCCGAAGAGAAGAAGUUAGUGUUAAAGCUUGAUCUUUUGAUCGUCCCAUAUGCAUUCAUUGUCUAUUGGGUCAAGUACAUUGACCAGGGGAAUAUCAACAAUGCAUAUCUGUCAGGGAUGGCUGAAGAGCUUGGCUUCAAUGGGAAUGAAUUAGUCCAUUUCCAGACUAUUUUUACUGUUGGGAACGUCGUUGCGCUUUUGCCUUUCAUGUACCUCUUUCCUCGGGUGCCGAUGCAUUAUCUCGUCCCCACUCUCGAUCUCAUGUGGGGAAUUUUCACUCUGCUGCAGUAUAGAGCCACGAGCUAUGCAGAAAUUAUGGCUUAUAGGUUUUUAGUCUCAAUCUUCGAGGCAUCUUACUUCCCUGGUGUGCACUUUGUUCUCGGAUCCUGGUAUAAAAGCAACGAGAUAGGAAGACGAGGAGGGGCCUUCUACGUUGGCCUCACCCUAGGCUACCUGACCGCUAGUCUUCUGCAGAGUGCCACACUCGACUACCUAGAUGGGGUUAACGGACUGGCAGGGUGGCGAUGGCUUUUCAUCAUUAACGCUAUAAUUACCCUACCCCUUGCGAUUAUUGGCUACUUUAUUUACCCCGGGACAAUUGAUAAGCCUAACCGUCUCGUUGUUUCACAACGUGAUCUAGAUCUAGCUCGCAGGCGACUAGAAAAACAGGGAUCCCAAGUUAAAAGCGCCUCUUUCUCAUGGGCACUCGCCAAGAAGCUGUUUUUAUCGAAGCGAUUCUGGCUGGUUCUUAUAUGGGAUGGCUUCUUUUUCAACUCUAGCGCCAACACAGCGUCCUUUCUGUUGUGGUUAAAGAGCCUCCAUCGCUACAGUUCCGCAGCACAGAAUGAACUCAACUCAAUCAGCCCAGCACUCGGGAUAUUUUUUAUUCUCUUCAUCAACGUCAGCACAGACUUAUGGCUUGAUCGCGCCUGGGCUAUUGCGCUGGCUUCGAGCAUCAACUUUACGGGACUGGUCAUUCUGGCUAUCUGGGAUGUGCCCGAAGGAGCCAAAUGGUUUGCUUACAGUGUGCAAUACUCGGCAGUCGCAGUAUCUUCUGUACUAUAUGGAUGGAUGAACGUCCUUUACCGUGAUAACCUCGAGGAGCGCGCCAUCGUGCUAGUUCUGACCACUGCUGUUUCCACAAUGUGGACAUGUUGGAUCCCACUCUUCACGUACCCAACUGUGGAAGGGCCUCGUUUUAUCAAAGGAUACCCCUUUUCUGCAGUCAUGACUGCUUGCUUGGUGGCUAUGACGUUCGUUAUUCGUUACACUUAUGGCCCGAACGGUGAGAAGAAUAUAACACACGCGAACGAUGGGAAUGGGUCUAAGGACAAUUCAACAGGCACACUUGCGGUGUCUACAACCGAGGGAGCGAAGAAGGACCAGGUUUCGGUUGUGGGGACC
Penicillium samsonianum is the source of this 1464-nucleotide messenger RNA. Its product is annotated as Major facilitator superfamily domain general substrate transporter. NCBI's taxonomy places the organism in Eukaryota, Fungi, Ascomycota, Eurotiomycetes, Eurotiales, Aspergillaceae. The record is from RefSeq and is a predicted model, not a curated record. Gene Ontology annotation, biological process: transmembrane transport. The annotation marks the transcript as partial. The transcript has 4 exons. Gene Ontology annotation, cellular component: membrane. Gene Ontology annotation, molecular function: transmembrane transporter activity.